AUGCAACUGUUCUGGUACCCCGAGCAUGGAGUCGAGCCUUUCAGCACAAUCCGAGUCAAACUCAGCGCCACCGUUAUCAGCAACCUGCUUCAACUGGCUUCGAAGAUACACGAGAUCAUGAUUGUGGCGUCACUUGCCUCCAUAUCCGUGGCGAUGUUCAAACGAAGGCUUGUGGGCAAGGGUGUCCGUCUUGGUUUCCUUACCGGCGGAUAUCGUGUCGGCGAUUUGGAGUAUCUUCUUAGCGGGGCGUUCUGGAAGCAAGGCAAGGACGUCAGGUUGAACAUUUGGGAGGUCGGAUUGGUGGGGUAUCUCGUGUUCGCCACGAUCAUGUCCACCGUCGUCGGACCGGCCUCUGCGAUUCUUCUUGUCCCGAGUCUGGGUUGGUUCGACCUAGAUGGUGCUUUUCAGAACGUCAAGAUGCCUCUCAGUUACGGUGCGCUACCUGAGGAUGCGUGGCCCCGAAAUCUUAACGGCUCAUCACUUGAUUCGACUCCAGAAUGCAACACGACCGAAGCACUCUACACUUACUGGUGCCCCGUCGGCGGCUUCUCGGACAUCUGGAAUUGGGCGGAGGGCUUUCGAUACGCCGGACUCACCAACAACCUCACUUUUCAGCAUCCUUCCACCGAGCUUCGCCGACGUCUGUCACUCUCAGAGUAUCCAGCCGACCGAAAUGGGUCAGUACUAAUGUUUACGACCCCGUCAAGCUCCAUCAUGACAACAAUUGGUCUCUUUGCGAACUACAUCGCCCGGAAACCUGUCCCAAUUGGCACCGUCACAGAUGCAACGAGAUAUCAACUUACGACAACGACGCCCUUACAGCAACCGUUCGUCCACGGCAAAUGCGUGCUGUACGAUCGCGACCAACUUCUCCAGGAAAACGGUCUUCCGUACUUUCCGGUUUCAGCUCUAAACUGCUACGGUGAUGCGGGCUGUCUCCGAGUCCAGAAAGAUAAACCGACUUUCAAGUCCAGGACAUGGAACGACACAAGCACUCAUCCAAGAAUGACCUAUAACCUCCACUACUACGACAAGAAGUCUCCCGGGGGAGCGAUGCUCUGGGCUGGCACGAUUCCGUACGUCGGCGACAGCACGAACACCAAUCAAAAGCUUUGGGUAUACACUUGCAGCUUCAUGUCUCGCUGGGUCCCGGCGUCUUUCACCAUUGACUCCGGUGAUUCAAGUAUGCUUCUGUCAAAUUUCAGCUCACUGGAGGACAUGAGCCAGGCCUUCGAGGAUUCGACGCCCCAGCCAGAUCGAGUGGUGCAGCCUGAUCCCAGCUGGGUAAGGUUGAUCGACCCAAGCUUCAACAUGACCAGAAUGAUGCCAGGGACGCCUGAAAACGUGGCCGAGGUCUCGGAAACGUCACCGAUCAAGUUAAUUCUCAACCAGUUCCUGGACAGUCGCAGCAACAACGGGACAAAGGUCACGUAUAUAGACACGGUCGAUGGUGAUCAGAAAAGCACCGAGAUAUUCCUUACAAAGGUGUUCGGGGUGCUGCUGACCGAUAGUCUGGCCCGGACGUCCUCGCACGAGAAGGCCGCAUUGAUCCUGGAUGAGAGUCCAACCUCGAUGAAAUGGAUCGACCUCAAGGAACAAAGCGGGUAUCGAUCUGGUAUUCACACGGUCGAGGCCACCAACAACCAGACAUUCCCAUCGGUUUCAUAUCUGAACGACGACAAGGACCGUACGCCUCUCGACAUGUCCGUCGAAGAUGCCACGCAACAGUUCCGCAACAUGGUACAAAUUGAUUUCGACACCCAGCGCUACGGGUACGGAUCCGGCCAGUUCACAAAGACCCUGCAAUUUGCCCUUAUCAUGAUGUACAUCUAUCUUGGCAUCGUGGGUAUCUACGGCUUUACCAUUUUCUCAUCACACGCUGCUGAGCUAUUUGGUCAGUUGCUGGGCCGCCGCAGGUUUCAUUUAAGGAGUGUCGUGGCCUGGGGAGAUCUGGCCGACCUGAUGUUGCUGGCUUUGAGGUCGAACCCGCCCAACGACCCAGAAUUAGACCACGUUGGCGCGGGCGUGAGAAAGACUCAAGGUGUAUGGAACAAGGUUGUCAAGGUCCGCAUAGACGAGGACAACAAAGUGCAGCUCGUAUUACAUGAACAAAGGGGCGUGGGGCCGCCGAAGAGAAAUGUUUUGUAUUCCUAG
Molecule: messenger RNA, 2154 nt
Organism: Colletotrichum karsti
Lineage: Eukaryota; Fungi; Ascomycota; Sordariomycetes; Glomerellales; Glomerellaceae
Exons: 1
Coding region: 1-2154 (717 amino acids)
Source: RefSeq, a predicted model, not a curated record